Molecule: messenger RNA, 641 nt
Organism: Arachis duranensis
Lineage: Eukaryota; Viridiplantae; Streptophyta; Magnoliopsida; Fabales; Fabaceae
Exons: 2
Coding region: 1-237 (78 amino acids)
Source: RefSeq, a predicted model, not a curated record
AUGGGCCGAGCACAUAUUGUAUUUCUUUCUUAUAGGCGACCCCACUUAGUGGGACAAGGUUUUGUUGUUGUUGUUGUUGUUGUUGUUGUUGUAUUUCUUUCUUAUAUUUUAUUAGUUGCAAAAUCAGAAGAUGCAAUUUAUCUGGGUUUCUUUGCCAAUUUCCUUGGUAUCUUCAUCUUUGUACUGGUGAUAGCUUACCAUUUUGUUAUGGCUGAUCCUAGGUUACUCUGGUUGUGAUUUUCAUGUUGUAAAUUCAGCUAUUUUUUUUAAUGGAAGUUAAGUUGAUAUAGAAAGGAAUUUCAUUUUGAGCAUGUGAUGUGAGUUUACUGCUAUAUCUUAUCAAAGACUUCAUUGACACUAAUGAAUUUGCUAGAUGAAUAUUUUGUUUAGAAACCAUCUUGAAUGAUUAUUGAUUAGCUCUGCUUACUGCUACUGUGCUUGUUCCAUUCUUAGCUGCUCACUGCUAGUACUCUGAAUUCCGCUAUAUUGUUGUGCUUUUUGUGAACUUUGUUAUUCAAUGAAUGAAUAGAUGAAUUGAAUGAACUCAAUUAACUAGAUGAAUAGAUGAUCGAUGAUUAUUUGUUAUUGGUUUGGUUAAUUCAAUAAUUUUUUUUUUGUCUUUUGUUACUAUCUUAAUGAGU